This is a messenger RNA of Notothenia coriiceps (black rockcod), 8682 nucleotides long. Its product is annotated as RNA-binding protein Nova-1-like. The coding region runs from base 340 to 1842 and encodes 500 amino acids. Gene Ontology annotation, molecular function: RNA binding. The record is from RefSeq and is a predicted model, not a curated record. The transcript is spliced from 4 exons. NCBI's taxonomy places the organism in Eukaryota, Metazoa, Chordata, Actinopteri, Perciformes, Nototheniidae.
UGAAGCUGUUGCACUUGUUUUAACGGCUGAUCGCCUCUGAAACUGCUUUAUUUGAAGCGCGGGCUUUUUUUGCGCGUCAACAAUGAGCAGCAUGGAGCGGCGGUGUGCGCGUUAAACAUUUCACUCAUUGGGAUUUUUAUAUUUAGCUUUGUGCGGGACGCGCUGCAGCGGAAAGAGGAGACCAGACCCCGGUGUUGCUGUCUGUCAUUUUCAUCAAUUUUUUCAUUUUCGAUCCCAGAAAAAAACUUGUUGUUCACACCGCGGUGCGCGCUGUGAGGCUAUGUGGUGGUGAGGCUCCGUGUGUGUGCACAUAUAUAUCUACAGAUCCGGGGGGAGAACAUGAUGAUGAUGGCUGGUGGUGUCGGAGCAGCUGUGGACCAUAACGGGAUUUACUCCAACCCAAACCUCCACAGCCUGCAGCAGACCGAGGCUGAUAACCCGGACUCCCGCAAGCGACCGCUGGAGACUCCGCUGGAGGAGGCCGGCUGCACCAAGCGCACCAACACAGGAGAGGAGGGCGAGUACUUCCUGAAGGUGCUGAUCCCCAGCUAUGCAGCCGGCUCUAUAAUUGGCAAGGGUGGCCAGACCAUCGUACAACUGCAGAAAGAGACGGGUGCCACUAUUAAGCUGUCCAAAUCCAAAGACUUCUACCCAGGCACAACAGAACGUGUCUGUCUGAUACAGGGUACAGUCGAAGCCCUCAAUGGCGUCCAUAACUUCAUUGCGGAGAAAGUCCGCGAGAUGCCCCAGAGCGCUCAAAAACCUGAACCAGUCAGCAUACUGCAGCCACAGACCACCGUCAACCCUGACCGCGUCAAACAGGCAAAAUUGAUUGUGCCCAAUAGCACAGCUGGGCUGAUCAUUGGCAAGGGUGGAGCCACAGUGAAAGCCGUGAUGGAGCAGUCAGGGGCUUGGGUGCAGCUCUCCCAGAAGCCAGAGGGCAUCAACCUGCAGGAGCGGGUGGUAACCAUCAGUGGGGAACCUGAACAGAACCGCAAGGCAGUAGAGAUCAUAGUACAGAAGAUCCAGGAGGACCCUCAAAGCAGCAGCUGCCUCAACAUCAGCUAUUCCAAUGUCUCGGGCCCCGUGGCCAACUCCAACCCCACCGGCUCCCCCUACGCCAACACAGCCGAGGUGAUGCCCAAUGCGGCCGCAGCCGCUGCUACCGCCUCCAGCCUUCUGGGCCAGGCCGGCCUGACAGGAAUGGGUGCCUUCCCCGCCACCAUGUCCACCUUCUCUGGCAACGAUCUGCUGGCCAUCACCUCAGCCCUCAACACGCUGGCCAGCUACGGCUACAACACCAACACCCUCGGCCUGGGCCUCAACCCUGCAGCUGCCUCUGGGGUCCUCGCUGCAGUCGCAGCUAGCGCCAACCCGGCUGCUGCUGCUGCAGCUAACCUGCUAGCCUCCUACGCUAGUGAUGUGUCCGGUGGUGUGGGCCACCCGGGUGUGGGCCUCGGGGGAUUCUCCCUGGGUUCUCUAGCAGCUGCUACAGGGGCUUCCAAUGGUUACCUAAAUGCUUCAUCCCCACUGAUGGCCUCCUCUCUAUUGGCAGCAGAGAAGCUGGGGGAUGGGGCCAAGGACGUGGUUGAGAUUGCUGUGCCCGAGAAUCUGGUUGGUGCCAUUUUGGGGAAAGGAGGGAAAACGCUGGUAGAAUACCAGGAGCUAACAGGAGCCCGCAUCCAGAUCUCCAAAAAGGGAGAGUUCAUUCCUGGUACUCGGAACCGUAAAGUUACCAUAACAGGGUCGCCAGCCGCUACGCAAGCAGCGCAGUAUCUGAUCAGCCAGCGGAUCACUUACGAGCAAGGCGUGCGCGCUACCAACCCACAAAAGGUGGGCUAAAAGUUAAAGGAAGAGGAAAGAAGGAAAGGAUGAAGACAGAGAUAGAAGGGAAUUGAGAGAGUCACGAUGAAUAGAAAAAGAAGCGUCCAAAUAUCUGUUCAAUAUUUCAGAAUCAAAUGAAAGAAUCACAAAGGAGGAGGUGGGGGAGACAACCAAGAUAAGUGUGUGUGAUAUGUGAAUGUGUUUUUAGGACUGAUGUCCUGAUGUUUUUUAAAAGUUUGUGUCGAGUCCUUUUGACGAUGGUGAUCAACGUAAGCUGAACUGGUCCACUGCCAAGCUGCAGAUUCAAGGGUGAGGCCGCAGGGUUUCACCCCCCUCCAAAACCUCAUAGCUGUUUCCUUUUCUUGUUUGGGUUUUGUUGGUUUUAUUUCAGUUGCAAACCUCAGCUCCCGGCGAGUUGAGCAAGUCAGAUGAAGUUCCAGUCAGCUGAUAGAGCUGUUUUACAAACCUUGCUCUUUGUAUACAAUGCAGAAGGCAUUGUUAACAGGGUAGAGGUUUUAUGACAAGCACCUGAGGUCAUCUCAGUCUACGGGAAGCAAUCUAAGAAUAAUUUCUUUAAAAUGUUGACAUUUGUUGAAUUCUGGCUCAUAUCAUAAUUGAACUUUCUAAAUUUGGGUAUUUUAUACUUUCAUCCUUUAUUUAUUGACAUGGUCUCAUUCAAACACAAAUAGAUUAUUUAAACCUGUGAAUGCAGGUUGAUCUGAAUGUAAAAACAAUAUAAGCCUAUUGCUAUUUUUUAUUUACAGGGAUCAAAUAUUGUGUUGCAGUGAAGAAAUGUAUAACUCGAACCCAGACUGAACUUCACUGUUGUUGUCUGCAAGUAUAGUUCAGGGGUUUAAUAAUCAAUGUGAGAGGAUAGAGGAGACACAGAAUGUAUGAAUAUAUUUUACACAACACACUAAUGCUCCCAGAAACAUAUUUGCAUAUUCAGUCACAGCUACAAACACGUAAAUAUGUCGUUUAACCCUUUGUUGGUGCUAUAGGAUUAGGUUUAUAUCUCCUUUACCAUGAAAUCAGAAUCUCUCUGGCGACUAUUCUUUUAAUUUGAACAACUGAUGUGUCGUCCAGCCAUUAGUAGCCCAUUGGAUCUGACCCAGCCUCUCACUUAAUGAAAAAGUAUUGAUUUCAGCCUUUCAUGAUGAAAAGCAUUCCAGUCUUAAUAUUUAAAGUCCAUCCUUGCUCCCAAUGCAGGUUUUUUCAAGAAAUUGGCCAAUUAACCUGACAAUAUGUUUGCCUUAGUCAUACACUUGUUUCGUCCCAGAAUUAACUUAAAGCUACCUUAAUGCAGUGUCUAACCAGUUCAGUCAACAAAGGGAACAAAGCACUACAAAAGCAUUUUGAUAAGAAAAGCUGUAUGAACCAAUAUCUGUGAACAAAGAAAAUAUUGCCUUUACAUUAAGGGUACCAAAUAGUCAUAAGACACAUACAUCAAUGAAAGGGAAGUAGAAUGACACUUGAAAAGAAGGGUUGGACUCAUUUUUUUCUGUGAGCCAUCCUUUCCAAUUAACAUCAAGACAAAAAGAGAUACUUCAGUUCAUCCAGACAGCCUGUUGUCGUUCCCAAAACACGUUAACACUCACUAACUGCGGGUGGAGAGCGUAAUAAAACAUCGAGAAAUGUUUUGGCAUCGUUGUCUUUUAUGGGCAAUUGUUUGUCUAAUGCAGGGAGGCUAAUUGUCUAGAGCAUUGUUAAGCACUCGAAGAUUACCUUGGCUUCCUUCUGUGCUGCUAUCCGUGCUGUUCAUCCUGAGUACACUGGGUCUCUGAAGACUGCACUGUGAGACAUUAAGAACACAAUGUAAAGCAUGUCUGUCCCUGCUGGGAUGUGAGUAUAUUUUAAUGUGCACAUAUAUGUCACAUAAACAAGACCUACCAAUACUGACAGAAGGGAUAAAUAUCCACAAGAGCAUUUAUACUCCAGCGUCUUGUGAUGUUUCUGUUUACCAGUACCAAUGCACUGCACUUAAAUUAGCAGACGUUUUCUGAUCAGUGAACCAUAAAUUAUUCCCACCACACUUUCCUGCAUUCUCCAGUCCUAUUACGUCCACUUCCCUCCUUUGAAACAUAUUUUCAAUUGUCCCUAUCAACCCGAGCUCUAUGAUCAGCUUCCUGAAUGAACGGCUGUGAGGGUUGGUGCUGAGUAGUGUCCAAAAAAAUCAGAACCUCUCCCGUUUAUAAGAAACUUUAACAAAUUGCCUCUUCUCUUUUCAUCGUUCAUGGUCCAUGAUAAAUGGAUUUAAAAACAACUCCUCGUGUCUAAGCAUUGCAGCAGUGAGCCUUUCUUCCUAUCUGAAAUCUCUCCUUUCACUUCGUGUCCGGAAGGCUUCACAGUCAUCCAUAACUACAAUCUGGCCACUAUUAAAAUCAUAGCAUACUAUAACCUUUUCCUGCCCAAGUUUUUAGCAUAUAAUAAGAUACAAGCACAAAACAAGGGAAUGUUUUAUCAAUGCAACUGGACUGCUUGACUGCAGAGAGUUCUCCUUUUAAAGCUCUCGGAUCAUUACAUUGUGCCAAAUACAAUUUUCUCUCUGCCCUUCAUAAACUUUCCUCUUCCUCUCAGCAUUUUAUUCCCCUGCAUGUUGCUGUUUCUCACCGUUCUGAGAUCCCUCCUGUGUCCUAAUCCCUGUCUGUGCUUCUUCCUGCUCUGUGCUCUCCCCCUCUUUCUCCUUCCUCCUGUCUUGUCUUCUCAUGGGUGGUGUGCUGGUGGUGGGAGUUAUGCACUAUAGGUCAAAAGGGUAUGAAAAUAUUAUCCCAGGCCGUAGAGUUCACAAGGCUUAAAUGCACAGAAAACACCUGCCUCCAAAACUGUGACACCCACAAGACCAACCAGCAACGUUAGCUCAAAGUAUCAAAUUCCCUCUAUAAGAAAAACAAGUAGGAUUUAGACUGUGAACUUUGGCCUUCUAGGGGAAGAGAAAGAGCUGUUUUUCUUCCAAAAGGAGGCAAAAUAGAUCUUCAUAUGUCAGCUGAACAAAUUUAGCUCAAGUUUCAGCCUCUAAACAAAGUGUAGAAAGGACAGAAUGCAUAAGAUAGUGAGAGUAAGGUGGGAACUUGUUUGUGACCUCAAGCCGAAACAACGACAUCCUUUAUGCAUAUCCUCUUAUCUGAAAAUGACUAGAAUUCAUUUCUGUGGAAUACAAUAUGUCAUGUCAUAUGAUCUAUAUGUACUUUAUUGUAGCUAUUCUAGUUUGUAGUCCAAAUGCAGUCCAGCGUUGUCGAUACAAUGUGAACUAUGUUAUAUUUGUGUGGAUGAUGAGAGUGCCAACUAAGCCUGAUUAAGAUUAGCUUUGCGAUUUGUUUGUGCAUUAUGAUGACUCAUCAUCAGCCGGUGGUGUCCAUAUUUCUGUCAUUGAUGAUUUAGUUUGACAGUAAGAAAAUGUAAAGAAUAUUGGAAGCAAUAUAGUAGCAUGUUGUCCUGUUUUGUGUUUUAUGUCUGUUGUAUGAACCUUUGAAAUUACUAAGAUUUUGAAUGAAUAGGUUUACAUGUACUUUUUGUAAGUUAUGAAAAUGCUGCUAUUUGAUAAGUAAACUAUACAAAAUAUUUUAGUUGAAAAGAUGUCUGGUCUGUUGAUUAGAAACAUGCUCUCAAAGGCAAGAGCAUAAAACGAGGUGUAUAAAAUACUAUACAGUAUUGGUAAGAUAGUAAAAGUAAUAAUAGACUUCAUAGUACAACCUGUGCCAAACUAGACCUCCGCAGCUUCUGAAAUUGUAGAUGUGCGAUCAGAUGUUAGAUAUCAAUAACUUGUUUAGAAGUGCUGAUCAAGUGCCAAUCAAACACUGUCUUUUAAGUUAAGAAAAGAUAAUCAAAUACAUUACUUAAGAAAACAAAGGACAAUAACUUUUUUGUGCAUUGUUUUAUCCCAUAGGUACAUAGAGUAAGAGUUAAAGAUUGUGAUUUUUAUGGAUCCAUGUUGUUUUACACUCCAUGCAUCCCUUGUGUGUUCGUUUGACCUGUGGCUUAAGUACUGCUGUCUCACAAAUAUCUCUAUAGGCCAGCAUGGACUAAGCAUAACAUGUUAUAAGCAUUCAUAACAUACCAUUAACAAUCAAAAAUGUGUUUGUGAAAUUAGGUGUUAUCUUUUUGCACGUCUUCUAUUGCAUGGUAUCAAAGUAAAUUAUGGAGGAAAAAAAUUACAAAAAUUUGCGAGGUGUCUCGCAACAUUCAAAGACAUAACGCUGCAUGCAGUCAAAUGUAAAGCACUUAAGUUUACUCACCUCAUGUUAAACAAGUUGUUUUUGUGUUGUGAGUUGGGAGGGAUCUCAUUAUUGUCAUGUUGGCCCGGAAAAAAAAAAGACGCACACACAUCUCAGAUCAUCAUCUAUCAUGUCUCUAAAUAUCAUCAGAGAAGAUAUUUAGAUUUUUAGGAACAGUGAGGAGUAUUAAAUAUGUGAAACAAGCAAACGUGAAAAUGUUAUUCAGUGCAUUGGCUCCUUGUGUUUUGCUUUUUCAAGAUAUCAGACAUGCAUUUAUUUCUACUAACAGGUUGAACCUCAUAUAACCUGACCGAUAAUGUUUUUUAUGCCACAGCUUGAAAGCCCAGAUCUAAUCUAUGAAUGUACACAUUUACUCUUUUUCUUAUUUCUGUCGAAUGUCAUCCGUCUUGGGAAUGUAAAUUCAGGGCAGGAAUGUCAAAUACAUGUAGAGUUAAUAUCUAUGUCAAAAACAGAUUUCAGCUAUAGUCAGGUAGGCCUCACACGGCCAGUCAUGAACCAGAUUUGUUUGAACGCAACUUCCGAUUCGCUGUCAACAUUAUCUUGUUUGUUUGGUGUUGCAUAAAUGCACUUUACUGAUCAGUGGGUCAUGUGAAAUGAAGCAAACCAUGUUGACGUUCAACAGUUUUCAAUUUGUUUUGUCAUUUGUUGUUGCUCUGAUGUUACUUUUGUUUAUUUAUUCCUGAUCGUGUUGGGUCUCAUGAAUGAUGGAAAGGGCUGGAGUCUCAGACAAAAUAGAAAAGUAGCACCUGUUGCUCACUCGAAGGCUUCUCCUUCACAUUCCCUUCAGCACAGCUUACUGAGGGCUUUGUUUUACACUAACAUGUUAAACCAGGAGGGAUCUGUACACUUUGUCUUUUUGCAUCCAUUUUUGCUUUUAAUAACAAAUUAUAAAAUGGCUUUAAUUUCUCCAGAAAAUUGGGAUUGAAUCAAUGGGCUGAAGGUACUGAGGCUGAUGUAACAGUCAGAUCUGAGAGACAUAAUCGGCACCAUCGAAAUAAAAAAGCCUCUACCACCUCCCGAUAAAGAUAAUCACAGAGGAAGCCGACACUGAAAAACUGAAACGUUGAAAAGCAAUAAUAUUAACUUGAACCUACUUAAACUUAAUAGUAUUGCUUUCAACUAACCUAAUACAGUUAUGUGAAAUUUGUUGACAUAAUACAUUUAAUUAAAGACAAGGUUUCAGUGUUUUGUCCGACUUUGAGUGGUAAAGGCCAUGUUAAUUUCUCUCAUUUUUGUGUCAAACCCCCCUUACAUUUCUACUUCCCAUCUGAAUGCCAAACGAAUUGCAGUAUCAUUCCAAAAGUUGUUAUAUGUUUAUUUUUAUUUUCACUCCAAAUGUGUCCAGGACAUUCAUCCGCCCACAGAGCCCUUUCACAAGAAGGCUAGGACUGGUUUUAAACUACAGACUGCUUACUCCUCUCUUAAAACCUGUCCUCCCUGAGUGUCCCUCGCUCAGCCUCACCAUCUCUGUUCCAUCACACUGAGCACCUGCUACUUUGUCCGCCCUUUAAACGGAUAUUUCUGAGCUCUUUCGUCUGAGAAAAUACGGGAUUCUUUGCCAACCUGACAUGAGGCCAUUUUUGUCUUUGACCCUCUGAACCUCCCAUGAACUUAGUUGACCUUCUCCAUCCCCAAGAACUCAUGUAUUUGUUGGAUAUCUUACACCACGAGACUGUUCUUUGUUUUCUGGAUGAUACUGCAGGGGUUGAACGCUUGCUUGAGUGUAAACUGAAGAAAAGCAUGCCAGUACCUUGCAAUCAUUAUCAUGUCAGUUUCUUUCCAGGUUUACUUCGUUUAACCUCUGUUCUAUCCAUCUCAGAAAAAAAAAUGGACUGACAGCAUAAGCUCAAAUAUUCCAACCUAAGAGAAGUGAUGUUUUGUUGAUUGGGUACAUUUCUCUGUGAUAUAAAUGACAACAGUUCUGUCUUUAGUUUGUUACGAGGAGAGUCUGUGAAAGUCUGCAGUAUUAACUACCUAAAGGGCUUUCUAGGACAGCAUUUAUAUGUCUUUUAAAAUGAAAAAGUCCUCUAAAUAUAUUCAGAAAUAAGAGGAGAAUGUCUUGUGCCAUUUAGCAAAAGUGUGAAGGCUUUUGACGGCAAAUAUUUGUCAGCAAGAGUGCCAAAUAUUUCCAUACUGAGCCAAAAGGCAGCCAGCCUACAUAACUAAAUGUUAGAUCACUGAAAUGGUUACGUCCCAUUUCCACUCCCCUUGAGAAACACUGAGUGUACAACGUUUGAGCUCAUGUGCCAUUAUUGUUAUGCUGCCAGUCUGUUUUCUGCUUUUGUCAGAUGAACAUCUCAGAAGCAGUAUAUUUUCUAAAUGAUACACUGUUGGUAAAAAAAAAAAAAAAAGACAACAGCUACUAUGGUGAGGAAAUGAGAGGGUUUUAAAAGUCAUUGUUUUUAUUAUUAGUUUAUUUGAACAUUAUUCAUUAAUAGAUUUAACGGUAAUGACUAUUUAAUGUAACUGUAGUACUGUGUUUGUAAAAUAAAUUCAGUGAGUUGUGUUUUAUGACUCGUGGACUACCAGUGAAGUCAGCAUUUCAGUGUUAAUAAUUGAAUUGUUUUUUAAAGAUUAUUUUUGCGACGGCAACAAAGAGUCAUUAUAAAUGUUCAUUUUAACAUCA